AUACAACUUCCUGGUGUAUUGGGAUCUCAAUUUCAAGCUAUAAAAUAUACGAACAACGGUUAGGAUUGCUGUUCUUUUGGGACACGUAGUUGGUUCCUCGUACCAAGCCAUGGUUUCAUGUAUCUAUCCCUCAGUGGAAUUGCAUAUUGUGGAUGGAAUUUAACUGUUUUCUAUGGGUAGAUGAUUGAAACACGGUCCGUGAAUUCGGGUAUUUUGUAGAUGUAUGAGGGGUGAGAGGUUGAUAUAUAGAGGAGUGGGUUUUGAUGUGGAAUUUUGGUUUUGAAACCACUACUAGAAAUGCUGAGCUUUGGUGAGGGAGAAGAGUUCUUUUUUGAUACUGUGGAUUGCUUGUCAUCAGAAGAAUCUGUUGUUGGUAAAGAAGAUUUGGUGUAUGAUAAUUUAGGGUAUGAGAUUUGGAUUAAUGAACCAAAGAGUGUUAAGGAACGGCGGGAAAGUUUUUUACGCGGAUUGGGUUUUGUUGAAUUAGCCUCCUCUGCAUAUGGCCUGCCACUUGGUGAAGAAUCAAUGGUGAUGCCAUUGGACAGGAUUAGAGAAUGUAGUGGAGCUAUUUCGAGUUCUUUUUCGACAUCUAUAGCUAGUGUAAAGGAAAAUCUGGGGGGCGCAGGGAGGGAAAUGCACGGUGAAGCCAAUUGUAUGCUUGAUGAAUCAGAUCAAGAUCAGUCCGACGAUUUUGCCAUAGCCCUUGACGAGACUGCCGGGACUUCUGGGCAUACGCAAACUCAGGCUCAUAUUCAAGAAUUUAAUAAGCCUGGUUUGGAUAAGAAGAAAAUGCGGAGUUGGUGGAAACACAUCAUUAACAAAAUGAAGAUAAAUCAAGGUAAGCUUGCGUUUGAGUUAUCAAAACCAAAAGCGGAAAAAUCAAAGAUAGAUAGAAUGAAGGUGCGGCAGAACAAGAAGAGGUGUAUGGAAUUUUCUGCAGUGUAUGCUGGACAAGAACUUUGUGCUCACAAUGGCUUAAUUUGGACAAUGAAGUUUAGUCCUGAUGGCCAGUAUCUUGCAAGUGGGGGUGAAGAUGGGGUUGUUCGAAUUUGGCGUGUUACAUUGGCAGACACCUCCUGCAAAAGUAUAUUUGCAGAAUGCAAUUUUACUGAUCCGGGGAACGGAGGCAAGUCUGUUUCUGGUAGAAAAAAGUCGAGCCAUGCUUCUGUUAUAAUUCCUGAUAAGGUUUUCCAGAUUGAAGAGCUGCCGGUGCAAGAGCUUCAUGGUCAUACAAGUGAUGUCUUGGACCUGGCUUGGUCCAAAUCUAAUUGUCUUCUUUCAUCGUCCAAGGAUAGAACUGUUCGCCUAUGGCAAGUGGGUUCUGAUGACUGUCUUAAUGUUUUCCAACACAAUAACUACGUGACAUGCAUUCAGUUCAAUCCUGCUGAUGAAAGUUAUUUCAUCAGUGGUUCCAUAGAUGGAAAAGUUCGAAUUUGGGGAGUUUCGGAGGGGCAAGUUUUGGAUUGGGCUAAUGCACGAGAUGUCGUUACUGCCAUAUGCUACCAGCCAAAUGGAAAAGGGUUCAUUGUUGGUUCUAUCACAGGCACCUGCCGCUUCUUUGAAGUAUCAGGCGGCGAUCUUCAACUUAAUGCAGAAAUACAUAUUCAUGGAAGAAAGAAAUCCUCCGGCAACAAAAUUACUGGCAUUCAGUUUACACAGGAAGAAUCUCCAAGAAUAAUGAUAACCUCAGAUGAUUCCAAAGUUCGGAUACUCGAUGGGAUUGAUGUUGUCCAUAAAUACAGAGGUCUUCCAAAGUCAGGAAGUCAGAUGUCGGCUUCAUUCACUUCAACAGGGAGACACAUAGUAUCCAUUGGGGAGGACUCUCGCAUUUAUGUCUGGAACUAUGAUAACCCGAGCAUCCCAUCAUCCAAACAACCAAAAUCUGUACGUUCCUGUGAGCAUUUCUUCUUCGAAGGUGUGUCUGUUGCAAUACCUUGGUCAGGUAUUGGAACAGAACAGAAGGGUUCAAGUUUAAUAACACAGGACCCCCAGGGGAGUUCAUGUGUUAGAGAUUCGGAACGUUUUUCUCUGGCAAGUUGGUUCUCCAUGGAUGGGUCAUGUAAGGGCUCUGUGACAUGGCCCGAGGAGAGACUUCCUUUAUGGGACAUACCAGUUUCAGAACAUGAACAUGAUGAUCCGCUUCAUAGCAAUCAUGAUCAUUGUUGUCAAGUUCAGCAUCAACGUUCCAAUGCCAGCCACAGCUAUGGUGUCUCGUUGGCAACAUGGGGGCUUGUGAUUGUGACAGCAGGUCGGGAUGGAAUGAUUAGGACAUUCCACAAUUACGGGUUGCCUGUCAGGAUUUAGAUGCUUUUGUUUGUCUGAGGUUUCAUGAUAAAUUUCAAUCCUGAUCGUAUAGUUUAGGCAGAUUCAGAAGCUAGCGGAGUGGAUGUUGUGUUCAUGUGAAGUUUGCACAUUACUUAUAUCUUCCAGUUCUUU
Molecule: messenger RNA, 2436 nt
Organism: Ilex paraguariensis (yerba mate)
Lineage: Eukaryota; Viridiplantae; Streptophyta; Magnoliopsida; Aquifoliales; Aquifoliaceae
Source: the annotation of a GenBank genome assembly